Molecule: messenger RNA, 7204 nt
Organism: Melanotaenia boesemani (Boeseman's rainbowfish)
Lineage: Eukaryota; Metazoa; Chordata; Actinopteri; Atheriniformes; Melanotaeniidae
Gene: pik3c2a
Product: phosphatidylinositol-4-phosphate 3-kinase, catalytic subunit type 2 alpha
Exons: 33
Coding region: 203-5398 (1731 amino acids)
Biological process (GO): cell migration; phosphatidylinositol-mediated signaling; phosphatidylinositol 3-kinase/protein kinase B signal transduction
Cellular component (GO): cytoplasm; phosphatidylinositol 3-kinase complex; plasma membrane
Molecular function (GO): 1-phosphatidylinositol-3-kinase activity; phosphatidylinositol binding; 1-phosphatidylinositol-4-phosphate 3-kinase activity
Source: RefSeq, a predicted model, not a curated record
CAACAUUGUCCAACCAAAACUCCGCCAAACACCUCAACAGGAACUGACGUCUCCUCUGUGCAAGUGGAUGGAAAAAUGCAGCUGCAAGAAAAAUGGCUCCAAACACCGUACCGCUGAAAGGUGCUUAACACUUUGAUCUACAACCCAUUUGACCACACUGACUUAAAAGCUGUUAUACUUAUGGCUCCUUCCACUUGACAGAAUGGCCCAGAUAUCGAGUAGUGAUGGGUUCAAGCUGGAUGUCCCCCAGCCAAAGGGGGUUGUGGGUAAAGAGGAAGCCCUUCGCAUGGAAGAAGAGGCUUUAGCUAAACUGCAAAAGGAGAAGAGACACGUUUUUUCAGCUUCAAUAUCUUCAUCUGGAGCAUCUUCAUCUUCUUCAAAACCAAAAUCAAUAAAAUCUGACACUACUGCGCCUAAACCUUCACCCUUUACAAAUAAACCUGACAAGGACCUCAUUGUCUUCCCAGAGGCCAAGAAACAGGCAGAACAGGACAAGUUCAGAGAUAUUGAUGUGGAAAAGCUGACCAAUGAGGAGCUUGAAAAGCUCCUGCUUGAUGAAAACUUUGGGGCUAAUAGCCGGGUGUCCCGCCCCUCAUCACUUCUGGGGUUUAACCUUAGUGCUUCCUACCCUGGAGGCCAUGCCUGCAGCCCCUCUCCAUACCAGAGCAGCCUGUGGACAUCUGUUCUAUCCACCACAUCGAGUUCCACUAUGUCCACUACAACCCAUCAGCCCACCCCAAUUUUUCCCUCUGCACCGUUUCCCAAACCAGGCACAUUUCAAAAUGGUUUCACUCCAGCCAUGUCACCCUUCAUGACCCUGCCGGCGCAGCAGCCAUCCUUCAUGGCUUUCACUCCUAUUCAGCCUGCUGCUACCAUGGUCUUCCCACAACCACCAAACCCAGAGAUGGCCAAACUGUUAAACAAGAUUGCCAGCACCUCGGAAUACUUGAAGAAUGGCAGAUCAGCCAGCACUGACCUAGAUUCUUCUCAAGUGGGCACAACCUCUUUGGCACCUAACCCACCACCCCAACAGCCAGCAGCGAUUGAAUCUUCUCAAAUCAGUCGCUUCGACUGGCUGGAUCUGGACCCUCUUACAAAGCGUAAAGCUGAGAAUGAGGAAGCAUCCCUGCCAUCAGGAGGUGCUGGACAGAUGGUACCAGGAGUUAGCGCUGGGGAUCCAUGGGAUGCAGUGCUUGAGACUGAAGGGAACAGUAGUAGUAGUAAUAGCCCCCCUCUUGAGGGGAAAGUAUCACUAUCAGUCCGAUCACAGCACAGGAGAGCAUCAACUGGGGCACCUGUCGCUAGGAGUCACUCACUGAACAUCCCUGGGACUUCCUCCCUGCACAAACCAAACAACCAGGAUAAGGGAAAAGAAAAAGGUCUGGUGAAGAAUGUCGCCCUGGAGGAACAGGACGCUCAGAACCUGGAGAUUGUCGCCUUCUGUAAAGACGUAGCAACCUUGCGUUGCAGAUUCCCUCAUGACGACAUUUCAACCAACCCUGGCUUCGUCCUCAGCCCUGUCAUAACCCAGAGAGAUGGCGGAGGUGACAGUAGCUGCUCUGUCAAGGUUUCUAUCGAAAUCUCUGAAUCUCAGCAACCUGUGACUUUCACCUGUGAUGUGAAUUCUCCAGUGGAGCUGUUGAUCAGUCAGACUCUCUGCUGGGUCCACGAUGACUUGGACCAGGUGGACUUCUCCACUUAUUUGCUCAAAGUCUGUGGUCGGGAGGAAGUGCUGCAGAAUAAACACAGCCUUGGCAGCCAUGAGUACAUCCAGAACUGCAGGAAGUGGGAGAAUGAGAUCACAUUACAGCUGCUCUCUCACUCAACUAUGAGGAGGGACUUGGCACGCAGUGCAGAAGAUGACAACUCUCGAAUCGACCUAGAGAAGCACCUUGCCCAGGUGGAGAGGCCUUUUAAGGAGAAUGUUACCAGACAAGGCCUUGUUGACUACUUGGAGGGCUAUCACAAUCAAGUCAACAUUUGUUCACAAAAUGAGAGUACCCAAUACAAGACUGUGGACCGAGUGGUGCAGACUGUGAAGAACUUGUGCUGCGCUCUAGAUGAGGUGGAAACUCAGGCCAUUACAGAGGCAGUUAAACGACUACGUCACUCUGUCAAUUUAUCAAGGACACGCUCCCCUAAGAUGGGAUCCACAUCGUCUGGUCAAGCAUCAAAUGGUGUCUCCAGUCCUGUUGAGGAGAGCAUGGCCUUGCUAACCAAGGCUGUCUAUGACCUGGCCAAGCUCUACCUGCGCUCCUUCUGUCCUCCGUCAGCCUCCUUCAGCUCCCUUUCGUUACCACAGGCUGCAGAUGGUGGGGAGGUAGUGGAGAUAGUAGAGGAGCGGAGCAGCACAGAAGCUUCAGGCUCCACAGACCACCUUCAGUUCACUCUAUUCGCCUUGCAUGGCAUCCCGGGCAUCUGGGUCAGCAGUUAUGAGAAGUACUUCCUGGUGUGUUCUCUAACCCACAAUGGGAAGAACCUGUUUAAACCAGUCCAAUCCAAGAGAGUGGGCACAUACAAAAGCUUCUUCUACCACAUCAAAUGGGAUGAACUAAUCAAUUUCCCCAUAGCAGUAGCUGUACUCCCACUGGAGUCUGUUCUGAGCCUGACUCUGUUUGGGGUGCUGAAUCAAAAUGCCAGUGGCUCCCCCGACUCCAACAAACAGAGGAAAGCUCCAGAGCUUCUGGGCAAAGUUUCCAUGCCCCUCUUUGAUUUCAGAGGAGUGCUUGCACGGGGUACCAGGCUGUUGUGUCUGUGGACAUCUGCACAGGGUGCCGCUGCUGCUGCUACUGGGCCUGCAGGUAGCCGCAAGAGGGUACCCACAGAAAGAAUCAUAUUACAGGUGGAUUUCCCAGACUCAGCAGUGGAUAUUUUAUAUGUGGGACCCAAGAUGGCCCCCAGCCCUGAGCCCCACACACUGGAGGAGCUGGACCCAGACCUUCGACGCAAGCUGGAGAAAAUCUGCAGCCGAGCCUCCAAUUUCGGGCUGAAGCGGCCAGAUCACCAGCUCCUAUGGGACCAUCGACUCCACUGUAGGAAGGACCACCCCAGCAGCCUCCCCAAGGUGUUGGCCAGUGCACCCAGCUGGGACUGGGCCAGUAUGGCACAAAUUCACUCCCUGCUGCACCACUGGCCCACCCUGCCCCCUGUCACUGCGCUGGAACUGCUCGACUCAAAGUUUGCAGAUACAGAGGUGAGAAGCGUGGCUGUAAGUUGGAUUGAGAAGAGCAGUGAUGAUGAGCUGGCUGUCUAUCUGCCUCAGCUAGUACAGGCAAUAAAGUUUGAGUGUCACCUAAAGAACGCACUCGUCAUGUUCCUGCUAUCCAGAGCACAAGGCAACAUCAAUAUAGCCCACUACCUCUACUGGCUGUUAAAGGAUGCUGUGCAGGAUCCAACCUGGGGACAGCGCUAUGAACGGGUGCUGGGUGCCCUGCUGUGCCUGUGUGGCGGCAGACUGAGGGCAGAGCUGGAGCAACAGACUCACCUGGUCACUCUUCUGGGAGCUGUGGCCGAGAGGGUCAGACAAGCGGGCGGAUCUACGCGACAGGUAGCACUGCAAGAAGGUCUUGAAAAUGUCCAGAACUUUUUCCAGAGGAACCACUGCCGACUGCCCCUCAGCCCCAGUCUGGUGGCCAAAGAACUAAACAUAAAGGCCUGUUCCUUCUUCAACUCCAAUGCAGUUCCCCUCAAGCUGGCCCUGGUCAACGCUGACCCCCUAGGGGAGGAGAUUAAUGUCAUGUUUAAGGUGGGAGAGGACCUGAGGCAGGACAUGCUGGCUCUUCAGAUGAUUCGCAUUAUGGACCGCAUCUGGCUGCAGGAGGGGCUGGACCUCCGCAUAGUCAACUUUAAAUGCAUCUCCACUGGCAAGGACAAAGGUAUGGUGGAGCUGGUACCAUCCUCUGACACUCUCAGAAAGAUUCAGGUGGAGUAUGGUGUCACUGGAUCCUUUAAGGACAAACCACUGGCAGAGUGGCUUCGCAAGUACAACCCAGCUGAGGAUGAGUAUGAGAAGGCAUCAGAGAACUUCAUCUACUCCUGUGCUGGAUGCUGCGUUGCUACCUAUGUACUUGGCAUCUGUGAUCGCCACAAUGACAACAUCAUGCUACGCUCCACUGGUCACAUGUUUCACAUUGACUUUGGCAAGUUCCUGGGCCAUGCCCAGAUGUUUGGCAGCUUCAAAAGAGACCGAGCUCCAUUCGUUUUGACCUCUGACAUGGCGUACGUCAUCAAUGGAGGUGAACGUCCAACCAGUCGCUUCCAGCUGUUCGUAGACCUAUGUUGCCAGGCCUACAACCUCAUCCGCAAGCACUCCGGGCUUUUCCUAAAUUUGCUGUCUCUGAUGAUGUCGUCUGGCCUCCCAGAGCUGACAGGCUCUCAGGAUUUAAAGUAUGUUUUUGAUGCCCUGCAGCCCCACAACACAGAUGCUGAGGCCACCAUCUUCUUCACAAGACUUAUAGAGUCCAGUCUGGGAAGCGUGGCCACCAAGUUCAACUUCUUCAUCCACAACCUUGCCCAGCUCCGAUUUUCUGGCCUUCCAGCCAAUGACGAACCAAUCCUGACUUUCUCUCCGAAGACAUACACUCUGAAGCAGGAGGGACGGAUCCUCCAUGCCUCCAUCUUCUCCUUCCAGAAGCGAUACAACCCUGAUAAGCACUAUACAUACGUAGUGAGGAUCCUCAGGGAGGGUCAGAAUGAGCCUCAGUUUGUCUUCCGCACUUUUGACGAGUUUCAGGAGCUCCACAAUAAACUGACUAUCCUUUUUCCCCUCUGGAAGCUGCCGGGUUUUCCCAACAAAAUGGUGCUUGGUCGCACCCACAUUAAAGAAGUGGCAACCAAGAGGAAGCUGGAGCUCAACAACUAUGUCCACAAUCUGAUGAGGAGCUCCACAGAGGUCACCCAGUGUGACCUGAUCUACACCUUUUUCCAUCCAAUUGCACGUGAUGACAAAACUGAGGCUUUAGAUGCCACACCCAAAGCACUUGAUCCUCCACUGAGUCCCACUUCUGGCCGGGUUGAAGGAGAAGUGAAGCUCUCAAUUUCUUACAGGAAUAGCACCCUCUUCAUCAUGGUCAUGCAUAUUAGAGACCUGGUUUCUGAAGAUGGAACAGAUCCCAACCCAUAUGUGAAAACCUACCUGCUUCCAGAUCCACACAAGACUUCCAAACGCAAGACAAAAAUAUCCAGGAAAACCAGGAACCCCACUUUCAAUGAGAUGCUGGUGUACAACGGUUACAGCAAAGAAACACUUGGUCUACGGGAGCUGCAGCUGAGCGUGCUCAGUGCUGAGUCACUGCGUGAGAACUACUUUCUGGGCGGCAUUACACUCAGACUCAAAGACUUUGACCUUGGCAAGGAGACGAUCAAGUGGUACAAAUUAACGGCCGUCCCCUACUUCUAACCCCUGCCUGCCUCCGACUCCUCCAAACGAUGACAACACUUGCAUUCACAUCAAAUGGGAAAUGCGACAAAUGAGACCGUACUUGAAAACAGCGGCUACAGUUUCACUAUACAUUAGAUCUAUUCCAGAACUUGUGGCUUUAGAGAUGGAACUUGUUUUGUUUUUUGUUUUUUUGUUUGUUUUUGUUUUUUAGGAUGAGGGAUUCAUGACAAUUUCACAUUUGAAGUAUAAGCAGGAAUUUUAGUUUUUUAAAUUAAGGAAACCAAAUUUGCUAUUUCUUCUCCCGAAUCCUGUUGUAAGUGGUAUAAUUAAGAUCUCAUAGUAAGAUUAUUACAUACAUGUUGGCCUGACUUGAUUCUGCUUAAUUUUACUACUUAUUAGUUUCAUAUUGUUUUGCAGGGUAUUCCCAUGUGACAUGAAUGUGAUCCUCCAGACACACUUUCAAAGGGCAACAGGCUAUUUCACCAACCCUGGAAGGGGAACCUGGUCUCUACUUUUACUUCAUAUUUCUCCCUUUAAACUAAUCAAGAUUGUUUUUGUGACAAACAAUCUCGUUUCUCUUUCUUUAAGUAUAACAAAGAGCUGUAAUGUUUUGUACAUUUUGAUAUUAGAGGACCAAAACAGCUUACUUUCAGAAGAGUAUAUAUUAUAUAUAGACUGAAAUGUAUUUUUUAAGGAAAAGAGAGGGGCUCAUUUUUACACUUUGCUUGUUUAUUUUCUAUAUAGGUCUGUAGGAGGCAACAGAGUUUCCUGCUUUGCAGCAAACAGUCCUGGGUAGAAUAGUCCAACACACCAUUUACAAGAAAAUCUACAGUGACCUUACAAUUCCCCCAAAAUGUGCCAAACUUGAUAGAAAGGACAGAGAAUCAAACCACUCUCCCUAGUAGGGAACAGAUCAGGGUGCCUUUGUUCUCACAAUUUCUUUUUAAUGCACAACUUGGCCUUAUUGCUAUAUAUGUAUUUUUAAUAAUGUGGUAUGUCCUGAUUGAAGAAAAAAAAAAAAAGGUUCUGUAAAGUUAUAUCAGUUCUUCCAGAGCAGGUGUGGUGCCAGACCAGAGCCGUCAUGGUUCUCUCUAACAGUGGACUGUCACUAAAUGCACACUACUAGGGCUUUCUUUAGUUGUAUUACUUGAUUGUUUUUACACAGCACACUUUAAAGGGGAAAUUGUAUAAUAAGCUUUGGAACAUGCUCCUGUCUGUGUUAUGAAAGAAGAUUACGGAAGCUUACUAAUGCUGAUCUGAAGUCAGUUCAGUGGUUCUAAACCGCAACUGAAGAACCAAGACCUUUCUGGAGUCUGGACUCAAGGCUGUUGCAGUACAGGCAGCAAUAUCGCAUUCACUCCCACUGCCUAAACGUGGUGUAAUGACACUGUGAUGAAUUACUGGGCAAAAAGUCAGCAGUAACUGCCAGAGAGGUCCAGAGCCAGUAAGGUUUUAUGUUCAAGUGAGAAAAAUGUUUUGAAUGUUGUGAUUAGCAGCUUUGAUGUAAAACAUCUUUUCAAGAAGGGAACAAGAUCCUGAGCAAGAGUUAACUGCUUUCCUCUCCAUCUAACUAGAAAAAUGUUGUUAUAAAAAGAAAUUAAAAUAAAUUUACCUGAAAAGCUUUUUAAAGAUCUGCAAUACAGCUGUUAAGUCACACUAUAAAUAAUGGUGGUUUGAUCAGCUCAAAUAGCGACUGUACAAAUUAGAGUAUGUAUUAACAUGGCCAGUUAUUUAUUCUUAAUUGGUGACCUCUAGCCAGAAUGGAUCAGUGUGUACUGUAAUUCCUCUUUUUCCUAAAGCAAAUUAAAUGUUUUUUUGAACAAA